UGUUGGUCUGGCCGUCGAUGUAGGGGCUGCUUCGAAUGGCAUAAGUGAUGCCGGCGAGGAGUUCUCAAAUAACAUACUCUCCGAUCUGGCGCCACUUUUAACACUGUUCGGCGAGCAGGAUGCAAAGCAGUUCAUGUCCCAGUCGUUGGGUUGGGCCGACAACAUCAUGUUCGCCAUGGCGCCUCUCGGUAUCAUCACUGCAAUGGUUGGAGCAAUUCAUGCUAGUGGACCAACAUGGCUGAAAGCAAUCAUCUGAAGGGCAAGGGAAACCCGUGCCGUUGUCGAAGCGGAGUUGAUGUCUUCUACCUCCACGGAA
Molecule: messenger RNA, 316 nt
Organism: Wilcoxina mikolae CBS 423.85
Lineage: Eukaryota; Fungi; Ascomycota; Pezizomycetes; Pezizales; Pyronemataceae
Source: the annotation of a GenBank genome assembly